Messenger RNA from Cryptotermes secundus, 3211 nucleotides. RefSeq names its product zinc finger protein 184. Lineage: Eukaryota; Metazoa; Arthropoda; Insecta; Blattodea; Kalotermitidae. Gene Ontology annotation, biological process: regulation of transcription by RNA polymerase II. Bases 722 to 2557 code for a protein of 611 amino acids. Gene Ontology annotation, molecular function: RNA polymerase II cis-regulatory region sequence-specific DNA binding; DNA-binding transcription factor activity. The record is from RefSeq and is a predicted model, not a curated record. The transcript has 3 exons.
GUUGAGUAAGUAUUGACUUGCUUGGGUACCAAAUGAUCAGUUCGGAGCAGUGCCUGGCAUGAAUCUGUAAAGUUUUAUUUCAUAUCAUUGUUGUUUGUGACGUCAUAAAAGCAAGGGCUCUGAAUGCUCUAAAGUACGAAGUUUAAUAUCAGGUAGUGUGAAAUUUCAAAGGGCUUUCGAAAGAAAGAUAAUACGUGUUUAUAAUUGACACAGAUACCUGGUGGUUUUGGUCUGGAUCAGCCGCUGAUGAAUGAUUGGAUAUCAGCACUAAAUGGAACCAGUUCUCUUUCAUUAGCAUAUCAACCAAGUUGUCCAGUCUCAGACAGUCAGGUGGCUGUGUCAGAUGUUUCAAUUUUAGGACAGUUACAGUACUGCUCUUUGUCAGAUGAUAUUGUGCCACCUAAUCCACUGCGACAACUGCAGCAGUUCCCAUUGUCGCAUCAUGUAUCUACGAGUACUGUAAGACAGCUAAUAUACUCUAUUGUAUCAAAUAAUACAUCUGCUUCAUUACCAUCACCAAAGGAUAAUAGCUUGAAUAAACAGACUGCUCAGACUGUAUUUUUAUAGUUACCAGUGUGUAAAUAUCCAAUAGGUAUACCUCCAAGAAUAGAAUCACAGUGUAAAAAGACUAGACGAUAUACUUCAUUACAAUCACAUAAGACUUCUUCCAUAAGCUCUGAAGUAAAUGAUAUAAGUGAUGUGACUGUCAUAGAUGGAGUAGAUGUUCAUGGUGAUGAGAAAUGUGAUGACGUUGUUGCCAUAUCAUAAACCCACACCAAUUAAGAUGGAAAGUAAUGUAAUUACUAUUGAUGAUAGUGAUGAUGAAGAUUUAGGAAACAGAAGCAAACUCUUUACAGAGACAGUUGAAGUAACUGCUAAAGACAAAACACGUGUUCGUGAUGAAGACAAUGGCUAUGGUGGUGUCCGUCGCUAUAAAGCCAGGUCUGUUGAGAUGGAAAGCAAAACUGUAAUUACCAUUGAUGAAAGUGACGAUAGCAAAAGUGAAGAUGAUAUAGAUAUAAUUAUUGUGGAUGAACAUAAUGAGGAGUUAAGUAGCAGGGCCAGAGGUACAGUAGCGAUAAAAACAGAAGAGGGGUUAAAUAUUUCGGAUAUAAAGUUCAAAGUAAUAAAAAGUGAAGAAAAGCCUGAAGUGAAAGCAUUUGAGUUCCAAGAAGAAUUCAAUAUAAAAGAAGGCAAUGACAGAAAGCCAGUGUUAGCAGAGACAUCAUACCAUAUGACUGAUGUUAAAGAACAUGAUAUGACAAUUAUAAAAGAGCCCAUGGAAGGGAUAAAAGUUGAACAUAAAUAUUCUCUUGAAUGGCCAGACAAUAGUGACAACUUGACUGAAGAAGUUUCCUACCCAUUAUGCCCUUUCCAGUAUCCAGAUCUUAGUAACGAUGUGAAAGCAGAAGAGUACUAUCAGGCAAAAGGUAGUACUGAGGUUAUAGAAGAUAGCCUUGACUCAAGACUGAUUAUUGAUGAAAUUAAAGAAGAAAACCAAACUGACUCGAGUUUUGAGCCUAGCUAUGAUUCCUGUAGUGGCAGCUGUGAAACACCCACUCCAGACCUUGAACAUACAACAGAAGUGUUUGGAAAUAAAACUGAAUUCAGUAAAUUCAAUACAGAAACUGAAAUGAUGACUGGAGAGGAAGAAAACUUAGAAUAUUCGAGUGCAAAAGAAGAAAAUAACAGAGUUCGAUGCUUUACGUGCAAGAAAAGCUUUCCUUCGCAAAGGGUGUUAGCAAAACACAUUUUGAAUCAUACGGGUGGGAAGGUGUUCCGGUGUGAAGAAUGUCAUAUGCAGUUUAUUUUGAUGUCUCAGCUGACAGCCCAUAAAGACAAGAAACAUCUGAUGGCAUUUUACAACUGCAAACAUUGUGGUGUAUCAUUCAAUACCAGGAGUAAGCUCAUGAACCAUGUUUCUGUUCACACUGGAGAACGUCCAUACUCCUGUGGUGGUUGUGGAGAUGUGUUUAUUAGUAACAGUGACCUGGUCGAACAUCGUUUAAAAUCAGGUGAACGACCAUUUUAUUGUGAAAAGUGUGGUGCACGAUUUGCUUGGAAGUCCAUGCUGCGGGUACAUCAGAAGGUCCACAGUGAAAUAAAAAAAUGCAAUGUAUGUCCAAUCUGUUCUCAAGCCUUCAAAUACAGUGUUCUCCUUUUGAUGCAUCAGAUCAGUGCUGGUCAUGGAGUACCACGUUGGUAUCAGGAUAGUUUCAAUACUAUGAAUCCAGAAAGCUAUCAGCAACAUGGAAGAAUUAAAUUAUGUUUUCAUAUGUUAAAAGUUGCUCCGAGGAGAGUAUGUGGAAAAUUGCGAAUAUUGGGUAAACAAAAUGCAGCACAAAUGAUUGAGAUUCAACAAAUUUCUGUGAAAGAUGAGCAGAUGGAUGUGGAAGAAGAAAUGUCCUCUUCUUCAGACAUUAAAGGUGGGAUGUUAUCUUUGGAAGGGGCAAAAGGGCCCAAAGAAAUGUCGACCUCUAAAGAAUUAAAUGAAGGAGGUUGUUAUAAAAGGGUAUAUAUAAAACAGACACAGAAACCUUCAAAAUGCUGCGAGUAGGACUUGUGCUGUAUUUUUGGCAGUAUUUAGAAGCAUAAAAUUUGGAUUAGGCAUGUGAAAAAGCACAAAGUUUAAGUGCUGAUUAAACUACAGGCAACAACAACAAGGAGCCUGGCAGACACAGUUGAGAAAACAAUAAUUGUAAAUGGAAUGUGGAAUAGUUUCUGGGAUGUAUAUCUGGUACUUCAUUUAAUAAGAUGACUAUCAUUUCAUGGCAGCAGUACCAAGAUACAUUAUGAGAUUGAAGUUUGCAACACAAAAGUUUAGGAAAACCUCAUAUACAGAAAAUUGGUGGGCCAUGUGUGUUCCUUGGGUUUUGCAUCAGUGCCCUAGAUUAAAUGGCACUAGUGUUGUUCCAUCCACUGUAUUGUUAUUAUCGUUUGUAAGAAGAUGAAAGGUGUUAAUGUAGGGUGGCCUCCAGUGGCAUAAUGUUCAUACCAAUCUUGGUAAACAUAGGUGAGACAGCAUGGUCAUCUCGUAUGCCUCUUUUAUUUAUGAAGAAAGGAGAGUAGGCUAGAAAGUCAAUUUGAAGUAAUUCAUACCUACUGCAUAAACAUACUAAAACACUGUGAAGCUGCAUAAAACAUAAAUUAAAAAAAAAAAUGUAAAGCUAUUCCUAUAACAGGCCAUGGAGGCCCAUAGGGUUGUGGGACA